AGCUGUGUAGCGACAGAAGCAAACCCGUGAGUCAGCGCCACGGGACCGGUGUGCGGCGGCGCGAUCGAUAGACACUGCACCCCUCCCCGGCCGCCCCCUGCACCUGCCCGGGCAUCCGCACGCCGUCCGCACCGCACGACAGAAAAAUAACCGAGAAAAUCCGCGAAAAACCACCAAUAAUAUUAAUAAACCGAAAAUAAUUAAACCGCCAAUACUUCCGGUUCAGUAGUUCAAGGUCGCGCCGGUCGUCGACCCUCGUUAAGUUGGCAAACCCUCGGCGCACUGUGCCAUGUAGUCGGCACAAGCAAUACGUAUUUAUUAUUGAGGCGUAAAUUUAUUUUUAAUUAUUACGUGAAGUGGGCAAGGCCGUAUAUUACGCCGAGCACAAAUGUUGAUUCGCCACCAUUACGAGAGCGCGCGUGCUCGAAGCCAGUUCACGACAAAGGAUUUCGCGUUGUUUCCCACUGAGGACUGAGAAUUGUGGAUAACAGUGAGUGAUGGCAUCCAAGGUGCUCGUGCCGACGGCGCCGUUCGCCAAGCUGCAAAUAAAGAAGGCUCCAUCAGAACCUAGCGGCAGUGGGUUCAUCAUCGGCGGUGGAGAUGCAGCAGCGAGGGUUGCACAUUUGGAGCACAGUGUGCGCUUCCUACAGGAACAGCAUCGGUUAAUGCUUAGCGGACUACAUACCGAGAUAGAAGCCUUAAGAGAGAGGAACCGAGACUUGCAGUUCCAAUUGAUAUUCAAUAAAGAAUCAUCACCAAAGACUGCAAACACUCCUGCGACUGCCGAGGAGAAUGGUGAAAACAAUGAGAGGGAAACAAACCUGAAACGCGAGGUGACCCGUCUCGAGCGCGAGGCAGCAGCAGCACGGGGUGAGGCACGAGCUGCAGAAGCUCGCGCGCUCCAGUUACAAAGGAUAGUCGACGCGCAGACUGAGAAACUGCGCGAACUGGAGCUGAGAAAGUGCAGCGUGUGCCAGGAGGGCGCGGAGGGACGCGCAGGCGCAGGCGCAGGCGCAGGCGCGGCGGAGGAGAGCCGCGCGGAGCUGCGCGCGCGGCUGGCGGAGGCGGAGCGGCUGGUGCGGCGCCUGCGCGGCGACGCCGAGCGGCAGCGCAGAGAGGUACUCGCGGCGGCGGCGGGGGGCGCCGUCACUAACCUCUUGUUUGACGGCGCGGCCGCGCGACACGCACACUUGCAGUGCAUGAAGAACUCUUUGCAUGCCAGUCUCCGAGCGAGUGGCCUCGAUGGAGGUUACGGGUACCAGAACAACUACCACUUUCCGCCAGUACACACGCCAGAGUUCUGGCGGGAGCCGCUUAGAGAGGAUUACAACCUAGUGGGGUCCCGGGGGCGGAGCACCCGGCGGCCGCUGACGCUGCCCGAACUGUCGGGCCAGCAGAUACACCGCUCCACCGUGUAUGCUAAUAAUCAUACACGGGGCCGAGGAGCGAACGGAUACGAUUCAAAGAACAAAAAGGGCCCCACGACGAAUGGUGAGGCGGCAGUCGUAAAAUCGCCCGAAGAACCAUCAGUUAUAUCCCGUUUCAAUACGACAUGCACGAACGUUUUAUCGAAAACACGAAAUAAACAUAUAGCGGACCAAAUGACAAUGUAUCCAGAGUUGAAAAUCGUGGUAACAAAAAUGAUACAUCACGAAAAGGCGAGCACAACAGAGAACACGCGGCCGAGGCAGCGCAAGCAUCGCAAGCACGCGCCGGACCACACGUAACUGUCGUCUCGCUUACACCGCCCCGUGCCGACGAGGAUGGACGAUAUCGCGUGCUAACCGGCUGUAGCAGAGGUUGAAAUCGUGCUAGUCAAUUGAUAACGAUAAAAUGCAAUGUCGAUAGUAAAAACGUUCCUAAUAUAGCCCUUAUGUAAGCGAGCAAACUGUCAAGCACUAGAGUCAAACGAGUGCUAACUUUAUAGGCGGAAUUAGACGGUUCAAAUCGAUUUUAACCUUUUUAUGCUUCAUCGAUAAAAUCUAUAGUGAAAUUGUCUAAACAGGACUUUUAUAAUUCAUCGGUAAUGUGCCUUUGCGAUGAAAGCUUCCGACUAACAAUUGUUUUCACCAAUAUAGGUCUUCCACAAGCUAUAUUCAUCGAAAAUUAACAGCAAAUUUAACGUCAAAGUUGUGACAAGCUCAACUUCUAGCGUAAUGGACUGUGGGUUCGCUCGCCUUUCUUAAUUAUACAAUUAAUCACUUUUGAUGAACAAUUUAAGCAAAUAAUGUUCACCAUACAUUGCAAAAUGAGUCAAAUUUAAUGAACCAUCUAAUUUCAGCCUAGUCGUAUUUGUUAAGCAAACUCUUUGAAGUUACGAGGAAAUUAGUACUUAAGCUCGUUUGAACAAGAAGCAUUUUGCUUGCUCGGUGGCAUGUGAAAGGUCUCUUAUGCAAUGAAGUGAUUUUGCGGAUGUGAACGUAUUUUAAAUGUUUUUUAUUUAUAUUGUAAGCAACAAAUAUAUUAUAAUCGAAUAUAUGAUAACCCGUUGUAAUAAAAACUUUGUAUAUUGUUCUUAUUUUAACACGUAUAGUAGUGAACUAGUGGAUGAUAUAGAAUCUCCCGUACGUACAGCGCCAUCUACCGCUCAAUGCAAAACUGUAACAGUUGGAACCCAUGACUAGAUGGCGUAAGAAGCGACAUGCUUGCUUUCUAUUUGAUAUAUACACGAUGCAAAUGUUGCUCUUUGUAAAAUUAUUUUACUUUAUUGUAAGGACCAUAUGAACGAAUUUUCUAAUAGAUUUAAGUUAAAAUUAUUAUAUAAUUUAAUUCAUAAAACAGUAAUUUGACGAAAAUAUUAAUUUAAAAUAUUAAGAGAUAAAUUUAAAGAAAUGACACCUUAGAAUCGGUCGUAUUAUGAAAUAUAUAGGACUGCCGGUCCUACCUCUAUAUUUUUAUGGGAUUGCUGCAUUGUUGCUGGCAAAUAUGUAGAAAUACAAUUUCAACCUCUGCUGUUAGCUGGCUUCUAUACGUAUAGUAUUUCGCCCAAGAUAACAUGUUCUGAUAGAAGGGGAUGCUACUGGUACCGAGCCUUUUACUAGCACCGUGGAAAAUAAAACAUAAAUUGGGCAUUCCAAUUAAUGAAGCGACUAAAUGCGAAAUGGCGAAUACGUGAUAGAUUUUUGUAGUUACUUUUGUUAAUUUUUUAUUAAUAGAUAAAGUAUUAAGACCUUUUACUGCCUUGAAAAUUUUUGCUUAUUCAGCAAAAGAAUUAAAUUGUUCAUUAGAAUAUUUUUGUUGCAUUACAAUUUUGAAUGAAACAAGCUCGUGUUCUGUAUUUUCUUCAGGUAUCAUCUUGUAUUUGCUUUAUUAGAACUGAAGGGCAUGAACUUUGAAACGUUUUUCUUUUUUUGCAUUUUAGAAAAUUUACAAAUGAGAGGGUGAAUGGACUGAAGUUUUAAAAAAAUGAUUAAAUUAAACAUAAAACAACCUAAAAACAUGGAGGCGUUCAAACAUGUACAUGUUUAUUGCUAAAUGUACGGUUAGGACUGUAUUUCCUUGAAAUAAAUACUUCUUAUAUACCUUUAUUACCGUGUUUAUGAUAAAUUGAUUACGCAUUUUGUGUACCUGAUUAUUAACUGUUGACUAUUUUGUAUUCCACGAUGCAAUAUUACACAGGAUUUGUGUCCAAAUGGCCAGAAAAAGUUUUCAUUGAAUUCAGUUGGGAUCAUGUGCAUUUUUACUAGUACAGUCAACAUCGAAAUUCGAUGAACACACACCAUUGAAGUACGCAAAUAGCAUAACAGGUUUUGCUCCAAAAUUUGAUGGUAUAAGGUCAAAAUUAGCCUAAUAUAAACAUAUGUAUGUUACAUAGUGGAGUUUCAAAAACUUGACAUGUUCCUCGAUUUUUGAUAGUAACCGUGCUUUUAAACUGGAAUAUGUUGACAAAGAAAAUAUGCAGUUGUAUCCAUAUUUUAAAGUUGCCAAAAGCAGUCACUUUGUUUCCAUUUCUGGAUUUUGCUAAUUUGGAGAAAUGCGGAUUAGUUAAUAACGUCUGGUGAUUUAGAAGGACUUCUUUUCUGGGUUGUUUAUGAUUUACGCUAUAAGAUUUGUGGUUUUUAUACGAAGAAAAACUUAAAGCCAUUGUUAUAUUUAGACGAUAUUUUGUGGUUUAUGUAAAGUAAAUAAAUAUUGUUUUUUUUUUAAUACUGCAGAAUAGAAUUCACCUACUUACGUGAAACAGUAAAAUGCUGUUUGUUUAAUGUUUAGACUAUCGCAUUACAUGUUUUAUGGUUUAUAAGACACGGGAAUUAAUGUGAUCAUUUUGGUAAACUGUGAUAAUUUACCAGAGUUAUCUCGACGUUUCGACCAUGUUACACCGGCCGUGGUUGCGAGUAGACUGGUGUACUGCUGUCAUGUCUCUGUUUCUAAGGCAGAAUUUUCCUUCUACCCACCCAUCGGUUACCUAAAUGAUUGCAUCAGUUCAUGUCUCCUAUUAAAACCUGUUUUUCUAUUUUCUAGUAAAAACAUUUUUACAUCUUUGUACCCUGUUUUGUUAACUACAAAUCUUAUCGCGUCAUCUUAAAUGCUAUAGACAAAACCAGUAACUUAUAUUAGCAUUUAUUAACAUCGUAUGGAUACCUAACACAGAAUCGUUAUAUACUAUGGAGCCUUAUCUAUGGUUAGUGCGUGCAGUGUAGUAAACGGCUUUACGAAAGGAGUCUUCUGGCGAUUUUCUUGGUUAGAGAGGUAGUCUUCACGUCGUUCAUUACUACGACGGAAUAUUCCCAAAGGAAUUCACAUCGGGGUCAUCAUUAAAUGUAAUAUAAAUUGGUCUCACUUUUUCGCGCUUAGCCUCUCAUUUAGACCGUUGUGUGUAUGAGUCGUGACUAGUACAACCAGACAAGCUCCGCCCAGAAGCACAGACGUUUCCUGGAAUCUUCACAGGCUUAACGGAGCGAUCUUUCUGUUUCGAGGAUUUCAAACAUUGAGGGGCCACAGUUACACAUUCCAGGAUUACGUGAACAGCCGUUUAGUAGACUUCAAAACAGCCUCGACAUAGAUGGCUUUCGGUGGCCCUUAUGGUGUAUAACAGUUUAUUUAAAUGGCAAUGAUACGUUAUGUGGUCACCAGGUUACCACUGUUGUGGAUUGAAUCGAUAUGACGAGGUUAACAGUGCAGUAUAUUUUAACCGAUUGAUUAUUUACUUACAUGUCACUUGCAACUGACAAUUUUAAAAGAUGAAAAUGAUUUUAAAUACUAGAUAAAAGGUAGUUAAGAUAGAAAUAGUGGGGCGAAACAUGAACCCAGCAAAUUCAGUGCUAAAUUGGCAAUUUAAAAACCUCUUAAUAAAUAAACUAUUUCCUUACUAAACUGCACGCACUAACACAGAUAAGACUGCAUAUGUAACAGCAUGGUUUUUUUUGUAGAUCCUGUGAUAUACCUUUUUUAACAUAGCCUUACUGUUUUAACUAUGUUUUUUUCUUAAUACUUAAGGCUCAAUAUUUGAUUCGUGAAUUUUGCGAAAUCCAUUUAUGACGCUAUAUUUAAUAUGGUAUUGUAACAGAUUUUAGUUUUCAUUGUUUCAUUGAUAUUGCUACUGUUACCUGUGGAUCUAUUUAUAAAAGAUUAGCUUAGAAGACUAGUUUUUACCAGCGACUAUGAUCGGGAUAUGUUUACUGGUCGAGAUAAAAAUUAGCCUAUAUCCUGCUCCAUCCCAUAUACGUAUAUACUUCAUAGUGAUUACUUAUAUCCUUAGAUUAUAUAGAUCAACUUUUACAUACAAUUUUGCGUGAUAAAUAAUUAUGAUUCCUUUAUAACUUCUAUAUUUAUUUUGUCUUAUAAUUUAUGCAUCUUUUUAAUGCGUAAACACUCAUUUUAUUUAUUAAAUAAUGUCAUAAUGCAUU
Messenger RNA from Galleria mellonella (greater wax moth), 5846 nucleotides. RefSeq lists its product as uncharacterized. The record is from RefSeq and is a predicted model, not a curated record. Lineage: Eukaryota; Metazoa; Arthropoda; Insecta; Lepidoptera; Pyralidae. The transcript is spliced from 10 exons. Bases 498 to 1727 code for a protein of 409 amino acids.